Molecule: messenger RNA, 2562 nt
Organism: Adineta steineri
Lineage: Eukaryota; Metazoa; Rotifera; Eurotatoria; Adinetida; Adinetidae
Source: the annotation of a GenBank genome assembly
AUGGUCGAUACGGAACAUACAGUAUUUUCAUCAGCUUCAUCAGAUUCUGGUUUAGGUGGUGUCGAGAAUCGAAAACUUAAUGAACCUAAUCAAAGUGCUCGAAGUUUCGAUGAUGAUGAUUUUCAAUUACCAGCAAAUUGGCCAGAUUAUGAUUUCGAACGAAAGAAAAGUUGUCUUUUCAGUCGAGUUUUUUCGACUUGUGUAACAAAAGCUAUUAAUCAUCUUGAAUUAGUUCAAAAUGCUAUUGAACACAAAGAUAGUCCAACUAGAAAAGGAGCAACAUAUAGACGUGAAAUACGUUUUACACAUAAAUCAUCACCAAUGGAACUGCAGAUAAUUGGUCAAGGCGGUCAAGUUGGUCAUGAACAUUCACAUCAUCAUGAAAUACUUGAAGAUGAAAUAAUUGAUGAAGUAUUAUUACUUUUAGCACGACUUGAUCGUGAACGUUUACGUUUAAUUACUCUAUGUGAAAAUGAACAAUUUAUUCGUAAUCGAUUGAGAGAAAGUAUUGAUCAUUGGCGAUUAAAACGAUUACGUGAUUUACCUUUGGCUGUACAACGAGAACAUGAAGUAUGUAUUAACGAUAUCAAUGAACUACAAUGGCAUAUUACUUACAAUGUUAAAUUAGCUGAAAAAAUGUCUGCAAAAAUCGAAAUAUCUCGAACAUGGCAUCAACAACUUGAUAUUGAAGUUAGUGAUAUUCGUCAAACAACUGCUUUAAUGGCUGAAAAAGUUCAAACAGAAUUAAUUGAAAUCAAAAGACUUACUGACGCAUUAAAAGAAACCGAGCAUGAAUUAAUGUUAAGUCGUGCAAAGAAUGCUGAUACAUUAGAUAAAUCAGCUCGUGCUAAUCAACGUGCUACUGUUGAACGAAAUGAAAUACGAAGUGAACUUGAUAAAACUAUCAAAGCACUUCAACAAAUAACAACGAAAUUACAUACAGCUCAAGAUCUACAUAAAACUUAUUUAAAAACGAUAACUGAUGCAAAAGAAAAUGUUAAAAAAAAUACAGUAGCUUAUAAUGAAGAAGUCAUAAAACGAGAUGCUGCACGAAGUGAAAUGUCUGAUCUUAAACUUAAAUUAAUGGCACUUCAAAGUGAUCGUCAAAAUAUUCAAUCUGAAAUUGAACGAUUAAGUAUUAAUUUAGAACGAGCUCGAUUAGAAGAAAAAGCUCGUGAUGAUCAACGAAAACAAGAAUUAGAAGUAUUACAAGCUAAUGCAUUAAAACGUGAAAGUAAACUAGAAAAAAUCUUAAAAAAAACACGAGAAAAAUCGAUUAUUAUCGAUGAACAUGAACGAAAAUUAGCGAAAAUUAAUGAGCAAAUUGAGCGUCAUCAAAAAACAAUAACACGUUAUGAACAACAACGUAAACGUGAUUCUGAAAUGUUACGAACAGUGAUUGAAAAUUUACAACGAGCUGUAUUUACCAAUGAAUCUAUUACAGCAGAUAUGCAACGUGCAACUGAAAUACUUCAAAAAGAAGAAGAAGAAAUAAGAGAUGCGAUGGAUGCAGUACGGCGUCAAAUUGAUGAUGAAGGAGUAAUGAUUGGAAAGAUUGAUGAACAUUUACUUACUGAUCAACAAGAACUUGAUACUAUUACUAAUGCAGAAGCAAUUCGAGCUGAACAAGCUGAACGUAUUGAAACGAAUUUACAAGGAAAAUUUGAUGUAUUAGCAGCAGAUGUUACAGUCUUAGAAGCAGAAGAUGUCAAAAUAAAAGAACAUUUAGCAAAAGUUAAACAACUUUUACAUGAAACAAAUGAACUUUAUAUGAAAGAUAAAACUGAAUUAGAACAAAGAAAAGCCGAAAUUAGUGAACGACAACAAGCAGCUUUGGCUACAGCAAAUGAUCUUGGUACUAAACUCGAUCAUAUUACCACUCAAACAGCUUAUUUGAAAAAACGUAUAGAAGAAAUGACUGAAUCUCGUAUUAUGAUGGAAACAUUAACAAUUAAAAUUCGUGGUGAAAUUCAAACAGCUGAAUCAGAAUUAGUUGAUGUUAAAUAUAAUCUCACUUUAAUUGAAGCUGGUGAAAAAGAAGUUGUACGAGUUUUACAACAAUGUUUACAACGACAAGCAGCUACUGAUAGUUUAAAUAAACAAUUAUUUCAAGAACGUUCAAAUUAUCAAUCGGAGAAAGAAUCAGCUAUUGAAAAAGCUCUUGCACUUAAUACAGAAUUAGCAAGUGCUUAUAGAGAUUUAGUAUAUACAUAUUAUGAAAUCAAAGGUUUUUUAAUGGGUAAAUUAGAUGAACGUUCUGAUGCUGUUACACGAGUUCGAGAUAGAAGACAAUUAAUUGAAUUACAAACACGACUUCAUGAUGCAUUAAAUCUUUAUCUUGGAAUUAAAAAUGAAUGUGAUGAACGUCAAAUUCAUCGUUUAAAUCGAGAAAGUCAUAAAAAUGGUUUACAAGUAAAUCAAAUUCAAGAAACAGUACAAACUGCUGUUGAAAGUAUUACGAAAUUUCUUGACGAACAAGUCGAUUUUGAAGCUAUACAUCAAGAAGCGAUGCUCAAAGUACACAGAGAUGAAUUAAAAGAAAAACAAACAGUGUCUGGAUAA